Messenger RNA from Hylaeus volcanicus, 2509 nucleotides. Its product is annotated as carboxylic ester hydrolase-like. The coding region runs from base 226 to 1974 and encodes 582 amino acids. The transcript has 9 exons. The record is from RefSeq and is a predicted model, not a curated record. NCBI's taxonomy places the organism in Eukaryota, Metazoa, Arthropoda, Insecta, Hymenoptera, Colletidae.
CGCGGCGCCUGCGUGAGUGCCGAUGAAUCGCGUGGACCAACAUCAUCGGCACUAACGAUCCGACGAUCGACUCUCACUUGAAACAGUCGUGGCUUUGCCUUCGUGGAUCACGCACGCGUUCAUCUCGCUUCGUGCAAGGACCAGCGGCGCCCUGUCACCCAAACCCAACCAUUAGGAAUUUCUUGUAUCCGAGGGCACACCAGCGAUUCCUCGAGCUGCGAUAAAAUGACGAGACACCGAAGCCUCCUGUGGCUCGCGCUGACCUGCGUUUGCUUACUCGAGCUCGCUGCAGCGGAGGUCCAUGCACCGUUGGUGAAAAUAAAAAACGGAACGUUGUCGGGGCUGAUUAUGAAAACCAGACACGGCAGAGAGUUCACGAGUUUCCGGGGAAUUCCUUAUGCGCUACCACCUCUUGGAGAACACAGAUUCGAGCCGCCGAAGCCGUCGAAACCGUGGACGGGAGUUCGAUCUGCUCGAGACGACGCCAACAUCUGCACCCAGAGAAACAUCUACACUUAUCAGGAAGAAGUAGUCGGCGACGAAGACUGUCUUUAUUUGAACGUUUACACGCCGAAGUUGCCUACGAAGAGUGAUGAAGUGAAAGGAGGCUAUCCCGUUAUGAUUUGGUUCCACGGUGGCGGCUGGGUUUGUGGCGCCGGCCAUUCGGAGUACUACAGUCCUAAAUUCCUGCUGGACUAUGACGUGAUUCUGGUCACCGUGAAUUAUAGACUGGGACCACUGGGAUUCUUGAGUACGGAGGAUACGGUAUGCCCUGGGAACAAUGGACUGAAGGACCAAGCGCAAUCCAUUCGAUGGGUGAACGAGAACAUCGCCAAUUUUGGCGGCAAUCCGAAUCGAGUGACGAUCUUCGGCGAGAGCGCUGGAGGCGUCAGCGUCCAUUACCAUAUGAUGAGCAAUUUGACGAAAGGUAUGUUCCAACAAGCGAUCUCGCAAAGCGGCAACGCUUACUGUCCGUGGGCUCUGAUGAGACCAGGCAAAGCGAAGGAGAAUGCUGCCAAGAUGGCAGACCUUUUGGAUUGUCCUUCGACUAAUUCGAAGAAAAUGGUCGAAUGUCUGCGCACGAAGGAUGCUGUCGACAUCAUCGCCACCGAUCGUGCUUUUCCGGUGUUCAACUACUGUCCAAUGAUACCGUUCAGACCUGUGAUCGAGCCUGUCCAUCCUGGCGCUCUUUUAACGGAAGAUCCUGCAGUUGCAUCGAGGAACGGUCGAUUGAUGGACAUACCAUGGAUGACAGGAGUUACAUCCGAAGAAGGAGCCCUUGUUGUGCCAGGACUGUAUACAAGAGAGGAUGGGAAUUUGAUUAAGAAGCUGAACGAAGACUUCCUAGACGUUGCACCUGUGACACUGAUCUUCGAUCAGACGUGCCCUAAGAAGGAAAUAAAACGCGUGUCUGCCGAAAUACGAAAGUUCUACUUCGGCGAGGCCCCGAUCGACAAUUCCACGCGACUCAAUCUCGUAAAUAUGUACAGCGAUGCUUGGUUCAUCCAUGCGGCUCAAAAGUCGGUGCUCGAUUAUCUGAAUAAGCAGUCCUCCCCAGUGUAUUAUUACUUCUUAUCCUAUCGGGGUAGCGCAUCCUUCAGCAUGAUAUUCGGCGAUCCUGACAAUAAUUACGGCGUAUCGCACGCAGACGAACUCCAGUACUUGUUCCCGGUUGGCGAGCAACUGUUCUCGCAUAUACAGCUCACCAAGAGAGAUCAAGAAAUGAUCGACGCCAUAACGAGUUUAUGGUUCAAUUUCGCCAAUACCGGCAAUCCCACGCCAGAAGUAUCGAAGCAAGUGCCGAUCAAGUGGAAGCCAGUUAGAACAAAGAGCCUCGAGUACCUCAAUAUAGGCCAAAAGAAUAUGAAAAUGGCGGAUAACCUUCUUCCAGACAGAGUCAGUUUCUGGGAUCAGUUGCCGAUACGACCGGAUUUGGACGACGCCGAUAGUCGGCAACAAAAAGACGAAUUGUAGAGAAUCUACUUAAAAAUUGUCGUAUACGACGUACCUACGUGUCAUCGAAAAUCAUAAAACUUAACGAAUGGCCGGCGUGAAACGACGUAAAUUGUAUCUCCGGCCUUGACCAUUGCAUCUUCAGUUUCAAACAUCCAGAAACAUGAUUCGUAGUCUGUGGACUCGAAACGAACGCAUCAAACCAUUGGUAGUUUACAAUUUUUUUAAGCUCGCGAUCAAUUAAAAGUAUAACAAUUUUGUACAUUAAACUAUUCAUUUUCACUCGGAAUAAAUAGGAAUAAAGGAACUUAAUCAUAAAUCAAUCAAAUUAAACACGAACAAAAUUGACUCUACAUAUUUUGUGGUCAUAAAUUCCCUUUCACUUUGGAUAGACGUCUUCCAACGAGUUGGAACUAUUUUAGAUAGAAAUAAAUUGUCCAUUCGAUCACAAAUGUAAAAAAUUGAACCAGUUAAUAAUUGUACGGUUUAAUAUCGAUAUAAGUGUGUAUAAAGUAUGUAUAUAAUAAUGUUCCGAAUAAAAGACAAACAAAAGCGA